Molecule: messenger RNA, 756 nt
Organism: Uncinocarpus reesii 1704
Lineage: Eukaryota; Fungi; Ascomycota; Eurotiomycetes; Onygenales; Onygenaceae
Exons: 2
Coding region: 1-756 (251 amino acids)
Molecular function (GO): acyltransferase activity, transferring groups other than amino-acyl groups
Source: RefSeq, a predicted model, not a curated record
AUGCGUCUCCAGGUCCAACCCCUUUUGGAUAGUGAUUUCCCUGAAAUGGUGCCCGCACUAUGGACAUCAUUCGAAAAUCCCUUUUCUGGGAUAAUACGCGCCGCUGCACCACUCCUGAACAACGAUCGUGCCACCAGCCUCGCUGCCAGUGUCGAGGUUCAACUCGCGCAGCAUAAACGGGACCAGCCAGAGAGUACGUGGAUUAAAGUCGUCGAUGAGGACGCAGCUGGGAAACUGGUGGGUGCGGCGCGAUGGAUGGUUUAUGACCGCAAUCCGCACAACGACGGCGAGGCGGAUGUGGCGGAUUGGUGGCCGGAGGGAUCGUUGGGGAGGGAGUAUGCGACGAAGCUAUUUGCGCAGCUGGAUGCACCAAGAGCCAAAAUGGCGAGGAGACCACAUCUUUUUUUAAACAUCGCAUUCACCCUCCCCGAAUAUCGCGGACACGGCGUGGGCAGGAUGUUAGUCGAAUGGGGAACGCAAAAGGCCGACUCCCUGGGCGUCGAAUGCUGGCUAGAUGCAUCCCCUCAUGGCCAGCCAGUGUACGAGAAGCAGGGCUUCGUAUACAUCAUGGAUCAAUACCUUGCGCCCGAAAUGGACGAAGAAAACAUGUCUGUCGAAGAGAAGAAGGAAUUGAAAUGGCUUCGAGAAACGAUGGAGCCGAUACAUGUAACUUGUAUGUGGAGGCCCAAACGCGGGAGAUACGUGGAGGGUGUGACGGUGAAGCCGUGGGAACAGUGUUUGGAGAGUAGAAGUUAG